Nothobranchius furzeri (turquoise killifish) is the source of this 5023-nucleotide messenger RNA. It is a transcript of the gene lmln, whose product is annotated as leishmanolysin-like (metallopeptidase M8 family). NCBI's taxonomy places the organism in Eukaryota, Metazoa, Chordata, Actinopteri, Cyprinodontiformes, Nothobranchiidae. Gene Ontology annotation, molecular function: metalloendopeptidase activity. The record is from RefSeq and is a predicted model, not a curated record. Gene Ontology annotation, cellular component: cytoplasm; membrane. Gene Ontology annotation, biological process: cell adhesion; proteolysis.
AAUUACUUCAUCAUGUGGCUCGUCCUGAUUAUAGACAAUCUUCGGCGCGCCUGUGUUCUCUCUCAGCUGACGCCGAACAACAAACCGGAACCCGCCGCUGUCAGGCGAAGGCUUUCACACCGGCCGGUGUUUCCGCCAGCGCAGCGGUUUCCUCUCUUGACGCGUGAGACUACGUCGCUCAGUUUUGCAGGAUGCUAACAUGUUCUAGUCACCUCGCAAGCGAUGAAUGAAACGAGCACCGAGUGGACCGGACCGAGACCGGCGGAGGUUUUGUUUACUUCGGGACAUCGAGUCCCGUUUGUCGCGCACGUCGGAGGAUGGAGCCUCGGCUGAGUGGUGAUGGAACGCCGUUCGUGUCCUGGUUUCUCCUUGGCCCAGUUCUCAUCCUCCCACUCCUAGCUGUACCCGCUAGCUGUCACGGUACCUGCAAUCACCGAGUCCCCGCCCCGAACGAGGUUGUCCAUCAAGUGUUCCUGAAACCUGAUCGUUUAACGAAGAGGAGCUCUGAGGACCUGCAGCUGAAGAUAAAGAUCAUCUACGACAGCAGUGUUGAUCAACUUGCUGCAGACAAGCGGAGGCUGGUGAAGGAUAAGCUGUUUCCUCAGGCCAUUGACUACCUGCAGAGGGCCUUCAGUGUCCGACGCCGGGUCGGACCGGUACUGCUCAGCAGACAAUGUGCCACCAAUCAGUACAUGAGGAAGAGAGGUGACCCUCAUCGCUACUGCCAGGAAGCCUGUGCUGAGGUCACCCGCUGUGGUCCUGUCAUCGUCCCACAGCACCACCUGCAGCAAUGCAAGGUGUGCAGUGAUUCUGGGAAGUCCUGCGGCCCCACAGGGCCCCCAGACGGCCCUGGGGUGGAUGGGUCCGACUUUGUGCUCUAUGUCAGCGGCGUGACCACGGAGCGCUGCGGCCAGGAGAACAUAGUGGCGUACGCUGCCUACUGCCAGCUGGAGGCGGAGCUGGACAGGCCCAUAGCAGGAUAUGCCAACCUGUGCCCUGCCAUGAUCUCCUCCCAGCCUCAGGAGUUUGAAGGGAUGCUCUCCACAGUCAAGCACGAGAUCAUCCACGCUCUGGGCUUCUCUGCCGGCCUGUUUGCCUUCUACCACGAUGAUGAAGGGAAACCCCUGACUCCUCGCUUCGCCAGCGGUCUGCCAGCCUUCAACGAGAGUCUGGGUCUGUACCAGUGGAGCGAGGCGGUGAUCAGAAGGGUCAGCAGGCUGUGGGACAUCAGAGGGGCAGAGAUGGUCCGACACCACGUGCACGUCCUGGUCACUCCUCGCGUUGUGGAGGAGGCCAGGAGACACUUUAACUGUCCCAUCCUGGAGGGGAUGGAGCUGGAGAACCAGGGCGGGAUGGGAACUGAGCUCAAUCACUGGGAGAAGAGACUUCUGGAGAACGAAGCGAUGACCGGCUCCCACACCCAGAACCGGGUGUUCUCUCGGCUCACGCUCGCCAUCAUGGAGGACAGCGGCUGGUACCGAGCCAACUACAGCUUGGCCCAGAGGCUGGACUGGGGCCGCGGUCUUGGGUGCGACUUUGUCAUGAAGAGCUGCAAGUUUUGGAUGGACAAGCAGCAACAGAGGAGACACCCCGUGACUCCGUACUGUGACACGGUGCGAGCUUCUCCUCUUCAGCUGACCUGCAGACAGGACCAGCUGGCUGUAGCCGUCUGCAACCUGCAGAAGUACCCCCAGGAGCUGCCUCUGGAGUACCAGUAUUUUGAUCAGAUUCCAGAUGUGGCCACUGACCAGCUGUCAUUCUUUGGGGGUGCAGUGGAGAUCGCAGAUUACUGCCCCUUCAGCCAGGAGUUCAGCUGGCACCUAAGUGGAGAAUAUCAGAGGAACUCGUACUGCCGAGUGUUGGAGAACCAGCCAGAUUUGUGGAGGAACUAUGGAGCGGAGCAGUACGGACCCGACUCUGUGUGUCUGUACCAGAAGUCAGCCUUUGUGAUGGAGCAGUGCACGAGGAAGAUGACGUAUCCAGACUGGGGUUCUGGAUGCUACAAGGUGUCGUGCACCAAUCAGGGCCUGACGGUGUUUGUUCAGAACCGCUCCUUCCACUGCUCCCGUAAGGGUCAGCUGCUGAGCGUCAGCGUCCGGGUCGGUAACUGGGUCUACAACGGAGUCCUCGUCUGCCCCGCCUGCUCCAACUUCUGCUCCAGCUGCCCCCUCCCCCACCAGAUCCCCCCCAUCAACACCACGAGGAGCAACCCCAUUGAUCCCUGCUCCAGUUCUCCUGGUCUGGCCAUCACUCUGUGGCUCCUGCUGCUCAACCUGCUCCCUCUAGUGGCCGGACUGCUGCUCUGCCACUGCAGCUGAUCACACACACACACACACACACACACACACACACACACACACACACACACACACACACACACACACACACACACACACACACACACACGGUAGCUAACCUCUCCUGUGUACUGUAGCUCUCUGCUUUCUUGUUCUUAUUCACGUAUCCUCAGGGCCGUUGCUCGUUCAUUUCUUUGUAAAAAUGUUCUUCAGCCCUUCCUGGUGAGACAGCCACACCCCUCGUUCUGUCAGAGGUCCUUUCAGGUGUGUAUCAGUGUGUUUACAUGCACUCCAAUAACCAGACUACUGUGGCCUGAUUCCUCCAGAACAAGGAAGUAUAUGUUCAUGUAUUUGAUAUUUGCUUUUAUGCUAAAUGAGGAGUUAGCAUGGAGGCUAUAGAGAACACUUGUCAGGGGUCACAGAAGCGAAUUAUCCUCCAUGUUUGCACCCAGAUGUUUCUAAAACCAGGAAAGCUUCAGUUAGCAACACGUGGCAGCUAAAGUCAGGAGGAAAUGAGCACUGAUCAGGAACCUUUGACCUGAGAAAACAUCUUUUUAUAACUUUGGUACAUUUGAAGUCCCAUUGGUCAUCACACAGUGGAGACAUUACAUCUCUGCAUCUGACCCAUCCCCGUGGGGAGCGGUGAGCUGCAGCCUUGGCUGUUCUUAGGAACCUUUUGGUUGUUUAACCCCCAAUCCAGCCCCUUCAAGCUGCGUGUCAAACGGAGGAGUUGGGUCCCAUUGUUAAAGUCUUUGGUACGACCCGACCGGGAUUUGAACCCCGAUCUCCCCAGACGGACACUGAUCCCAGAUGGUGGUGAUGAUCAGACAAAAACAAAAGCCCUGUUGGAUUGAAGGGUGAUGAGUCGGCAUUUAAGUAAUAAUAAGUGUUUUAAUAAGUGAGUCUGAUUUUUGUUGGUCUGGUUUUUCUGAGUAACUAUGGCAACGUGGUGCAUGUAAACAUGGUGGAUUCACUCGGACUUUGUACCGUUUGUGUUCGGAGAGCCUCCUGAAGCAGCUACGUGUUUCUUUAGCCGCGACGGAGCCGUCAGCAGCACGUCAUAGCUGCUGAUAGGAACCGCUGUGGUCAACAGAACCUUUUCCACCGGAGCCGUCAGUAGCGCGAGUCGGCCGCGUCUCAGGAGCAGCAUGUUGAGGCCCUUAUGCGCCGGUUCUAUUUUCUACGCGCUACGCCUCUGAAACGGGUCAAGUUCGGCAUUUUUGGUGAAGGAAAGACAGGAAAUCGGAUGUGGAAACGGAGCGAAGCUUCCCGAGAUUUUCAGAAUAAAGAAACGUACUGCCUUCCGGUUGCUUUACUUAAAAAAAAGUUAUCACCGAGCUAGCGGUCUCCUGUGUUUUUCCAUAAUGGACGACGAACGGUUGAUUACUGAAGUGGUUACUCCUGCUUGUUGUGUUUGCUGACGAAGUCACGCGUGAUUUUGCUAAUACCGCGUGACUUCGUGCUUUGUUGAUGACAGCUGCUCCCCUGCUGCGUCGUGUCUCGUGGGAAGGGCCAAGCAGCAGCUUACAUGAGCAAGACGUGCUGCUGACGGCUGUGGUGGAAAGGAGGGGUAUUUCACAUAAUUGUUUAAUAUUUAAUUUUAGGUUAUUUAUUUGUGUUUUAUUUAUGUUGUGGAGGCUCGCCAUUUCUGAUGAAGCCAAAUCUGAGGAAAGACUCGAGAGAUGACAAGAUCUGAUGUUUGUGUCACUCCCGCCAGAGGCUGUUUGUAAACGAACUUCUUCAGCUGGGAGGAAGGGUCAUAAUGGAGGAGGGUGUGGUGCCCUCUGGUGGUAGCUGGAGGUAAAGCUGACACAAACAUGCAGAGUGGAAGGCGGAGCUGCCGAGCUGAAGUUUUAGAUGUUUAAGCUCACUGACUCGGAGCUGACUUCACGACUGAUUUAGGAUAGACCUGUAGUGUUUCAGGUGUGAGGAACAGUGGGUCUGUGAGCUUCUGGACCCGAAAGGAUCCUGGUCCGAGUCGGACCUGAGCAGGACCGAGUUUAACGGUGCGUCUCUCUAAACUAAUGAAACCUUUAGGACAGAUUUACUGUAAAAUAGGAAAUGAAGGAAGCUUUAUUCUGCCUGCUGUUUUGUACAUUUGUGCGUUAGCGUUUAAAACGCGGCCCAGUGGAGCACCGGUGUGAUUCUGCGUCUGUUUAAAGGUUUUGUGGAGGCCAAAACGUGGUUCUGAAUGUUUAUUUAAGGUGGAACAAAUGAAGCGGAGUGAGUUUGAGGCUGAAGCCACCGUCAGGAGGAGUUUUAGCUCUGAUGUCAAAGUCAUGAUGUUUAUGGGAGGAUGGUGAUGUCACAGGGGUUCGUUCCAUUCCUUGUGAAAAUUUCACCUCAGAUCAAAUUCUUCCCUCACAAGGAUUUGGGUCUCCAUGACGAAUGAAACCUGCUACUGGGACGUCCAGAGGAACUCCAUGGAUCAGAAAUGAGUUAGACGUUUGCACCACACCUACAGAUCUGGCCGUAAAGCUUUAGGAGGUCUCUGACAGCAGCAGCCAGACGCAGCUGGGCUCUAUUCUGUAUGUUUAAUGUUGUGUAAAAUGUCCGAAAGCCGGUCACGUUGGGUCUGAUGCAGUGAAGAUCUGACCACCAGUUUUAUUUCACACAUCAAAGAGAUUGUUGGGAAGAGCAGCCAAAACCCUCACACCCGUUCUCCUUUUUAUGAAUAGGGCUGCUUUUUAAGACAACUUGUAAAAAAUAAAUGUGUCGAUCCUGAA